Messenger RNA from Asparagus officinalis (garden asparagus), 2575 nucleotides. Its product is annotated as NADPH-dependent diflavin oxidoreductase 1. The transcript has 13 exons. Gene Ontology annotation, molecular function: NADPH-hemoprotein reductase activity; FMN binding; flavin adenine dinucleotide binding. NCBI's taxonomy places the organism in Eukaryota, Viridiplantae, Streptophyta, Magnoliopsida, Asparagales, Asparagaceae. The record is from RefSeq and is a predicted model, not a curated record. Gene Ontology annotation, cellular component: cytosol. Bases 375 to 2270 code for a protein of 631 amino acids.
UAUAUUAGAAAGGGUAUAAUUUUCGUUCUGCUCUAAAAAGUUAAAGCUAAUGAAAUAUUUCCUCUUCCCAAAAGGGCACUAACUAGAGGUACUAAUUUCAAAGAACUUAUCUGAUUGCAAGGAUCUGAAAGUGACUUAAGAGGUCUACUCUCAAAAUAUACAACAUUUGAGGGACUGUAUCGAAAUAACUUUCUCCUCUCCCACGAACUGCAACUCCGAAUUCAGGCGGCAGGAGUUGCAAACCCUAACCGCCAAAACCUUUGCAGUCCCCUCUCUGGCCGCGAGCAGGAUUCUCUCUCUCCAGCAAGAAUCGAGCCCUUCUCCUCUUGCUCUUUCUCAAUUCGUUCUCUUUACCAACAAAAAUAGCUUCUCUAAUGGAGGAGGAGAAGCAAAAUCGGCUGCUGGUGCUGUUUGCUUCGCAGACUGGCAACGCCAUGGACGCGGCAGAGCGAGUUGGGAGAGAGGCCGAGCGCGGGGGUUGCCCUUCGGUUGAUGUUCUCUCCGUCGACGCCUUCGAUCCUUGUUGUUUGCCAGAUGAGCAGACAGUCAUCUUCAUUGUUUCAACUACAGGCCAGGGAGAUGCACCGGAUUCUAUGAAGGCAUUUUGGAGGUUCCUUUUGCAAAGGAAUUUGGGCCAUCAAUGGCUGGAAGGGCUUCGGUAUGCAGUUUUUGGGUUAGGAGAUUCUAGCUACCAGAAAUAUAAUUUUACUGCAAAGAAGCUGGACAAAAGGCUAUCAGAUCUUGGGGCAAAACCCAUCGUUGAAAGAGGUCUGGGAGAUGAUCAACACCCAUCAGGAUAUGAAGGUGCUUUUGACUCUUGGUUGGCGUCUUUAUGGAAAGUGCUGAAUCAAAUGAACGCUGCAAUGUUACCAAGAAUCUCAGAUAUCCAGGAUGCUCGCAUAAUAACUCUUGAUCUGCCAAAGUUUCACAUCACUUAUCAUCAUGUUGAGAAGCCAAAACAGUGUUUCCCAGCAAACGCAGAUUUGGACAAUCUUGCGAAGAUGAUUGAGGGAGCUCGCUUAAUGUCUGCUGCACAGCCUCGAUCUGAUGAUAAUAGGCCACAAUACUUCUUAAAAAUGAUUAGAAAACUGUCUUUGACCAAAGCUGGAGACAGAGAUGUCAACCACUUUGAAUUUGAAGCCGUAUCAUCUGAUGUUCGAUAUCAAGCAGGUGAUAUUCUUGAGAUUCUCCCAAGUCAAGAUCCCAUUGCUGUUGAUGCAUUUAUACGUCGUUGUAACCUAGAUCCAGAUUGUUACAUCAAAGUUCAACCAAGGGAUAAGAAGAAGCAAAUGGUUGAUUAUCAUGCAAAUGACUUCAUGAACUCUAUCAAAUUAAGAACCUUUGUGGAACUGACAAUGGAUGUAGCAUCAGCAUCACCUCGACGGUAUUUCUUUGAGGUAAUGAGCUUUUAUGCAACAGCUGAACAUGAAAAGGAAAGGCUACAGUAUUUUGCUUCUCCUGAAGGCAGAGAUGAUUUAUAUCAGUAUAAUCAGAAGGAGCGAAGAACCGUUCUAGAGGUUCUCUCUGACUUUCCAUCUGUUCAACUGCCAUUUGAAUGGUUAGUGCAACUGGUUCCUCCUCUUAAAACACGGGCAUUUUCAAUCUCCUCUUCUCCUUUAGCUCACCCAAACCAAGUGCACUUGACUGUGAGCAAAGUAACAUGGAAAACUCCUUAUGGGAGGCCGCGACAUGGUCUUUGCUCAACAUGGUUAGCUGGACUUGAUCCUCAUGAUAGCCAAGGGGUUUAUAUUCCUGCAUGGAUCCAGAAGGGCUCGCUUCCUCCUCCACCGCCGGAACUACCUCUUAUUCUAAUUGGACCGGGAACAGGUUGUGCACCAUUCCGUGCAUUUAUAGAGGAAAGAGAAAUCCAAAAUAUGAAUAUGCCAACAGCUCCUAUUCUCUUCUUUUUCGGUUGUAGGAAUGAGAAAACUGAUUUUUUAUACAAGGACUUGUGGUUAUCUCAAGCCCAAGAGGGAGGAGUAUUGUCCACGCAGAAAGGUGGAGGUUUCUUUGUUGCAUUCUCAAGAGAUCAGCCACAAAAGGUUUAUGUUCAGCAUAAGAUGAAGGAACAGAGCAAAAGAAUUUGGAAUCUACUGAGUGAGGGAGCUGCAAUAUACAUAGCAGGAUCCUCAAACAAUAUGCCAGCAGAUGUGACCUCGAUGCUUGAAGAGAUUGUUUCGGAAGAAAGCGGGGUUUCGAAGGAAUCAGCUGCUAGAUGGCUAAGAUCGCGGGAAAGGGCUGGUAGAUUUCACAUUGAGGCAUGGUCAUGAGAUUGGCCGGUAAAUAAGUUCAAAAUUUGCACCUCUUUGUUUCUGAAAUCAAGAUUGUGAUUAGAAUCUGAUACCUGCUGCUGCAAGAAGACGCUGAAGAACUUCUGUAUGUACCAUUGUUGCUGAAAGAAGAAGUAAUUUUUUAUUUAUGUUUAUGUUUAUUGUAUACAAUACAAGAUGGUCCCCCUUUUUCAUAACUUGAGUAGGUUGCUGAUAGAGACAUACUUAUUGUACACAAUACAAUUUUCUGUUUAUGUUUAUUGUACUAAUACAAGAAUAAGAGAGUCAAAAAAAAAAAUUCAUAA